Messenger RNA from Solea senegalensis (Senegalese sole), 4178 nucleotides. RefSeq names its product 6-phosphofructo-2-kinase/fructose-2,6-bisphosphatase 4-like. Gene Ontology annotation, cellular component: cytosol. Gene Ontology annotation, biological process: fructose 2,6-bisphosphate metabolic process; fructose metabolic process. Gene Ontology annotation, molecular function: fructose-2,6-bisphosphate 2-phosphatase activity; 6-phosphofructo-2-kinase activity; ATP binding. NCBI's taxonomy places the organism in Eukaryota, Metazoa, Chordata, Actinopteri, Pleuronectiformes, Soleidae. The record is from RefSeq and is a predicted model, not a curated record. The transcript has 14 exons. Bases 744 to 2063 code for a protein of 439 amino acids.
GGUGAUGCGACGUGUUUUCCUCAAUAUUAUUCAAUCAUAUGUCUGUUUUUGAACUUGUAGAUAUGGCGUUUUGUGUCAUUUUCGCUGUGAUAUUUGGGAUGCUGCGCACCAACAAAGUCGCAUAAAUGUCUUUCUUUUCAAUUUGGUAUAAUUAUGCAUCACGCGCAAGUUUGUCUGGCUCAUUUUUACCUAAAACAAUUGAGUUAAAUUACACCUGAACAUCUGUUGGGAGAAAUACUUGUAAUCUCACUUAAUUGAAUUUGACCACAUGACACACACACACACACACACACACACACAUGACUCCAAUGCAUCAAUUUAGAAGGAUCCAGCAUGUGUGGUACUGUUGGACAGCCAGUGUGAGUGAGUGUGAGCUGCUGUUGUGUUGUUUCUUCUUCCAGCUGCUGUGGUUUACUCCCUGUAGGUUGGUCUCUCUUCUGCUGAGUCAACCCCUGUCGGCUUCAAGCUGUUUCCCUUUAGAUUAGACUUCAUCAUGAUCCAGUCUCUCUCUCCCUCUGUGUGUGUGUGUGUGAUCAACACCUGACCCUCUUAUGCUUAAUUUCUUAUCAGUUUAUCAUAUCAUAUCAAAUGAUGCGAUAUGAGAGCGUGUACUAAUGAAUAUGAAGAGAUUUUUUAAGGGCAGCCCAUGGCCAAGAGGAGAGGAAUUGUGCUAACAACUGGAAGGUCGCCACUGUGGCUUGGUUGUCUGUGUUCAAUCCUGGUGUGUAAUUAGGAUGGGUUAAAUGCCAAUAUGCAUGACCAACUGCCCGACCCUCAUCGUGACUGUGGGACUUCCAGCCCGAGGGAAGACUUACAUUUCAAAGAAGCUCACUCGCUAUUUGAACUGGAUAGGUGUGCCAACAAAAGAGUUCAAUGUCGGAGAGUAUCGCAGGGAGUGUGUGAAGAUCUACAAGUCCUUUGAGUUUUUCCGUCCAGACAACGAAGAAGGCUUGAAAAUCAGACGUCAGUGCGCGAUGAGCGCACUCAAUGAUGUUCGGCAGUACCUAAGUGUUGAAGGAGGACAGGUGGCGGUCUUUGAUGCCACAAACACAACAAGAGAAAGACGAGGGACCAUCGUCAAGUUCGCUGAUCAGAAUGGAUUCAAGGUGUUUUUUGUGGAGUCUCAGUGUGAAGACCCAGAUGUUGUUGCACAGAAUAUCGUGCAAGUGAAACUGGGAAACCCAGACUACAUUCACUGCAACACAGAAGAGGCCAUUGAGGACUUCAUGAAGAGAAUCAAAUGUUACGAGUCCUCCUACCAGCCUAUGGACGAGACUCUGGACAGGGACCUGUCUUACAUAAAGAUCAUGGACGUGGGCCGUCGCUACCUGGUGAACCGCGUUCUUGACCACGUCCAGAGUCGGAUUGUCUACUACCUGAUGAACAUCCACAUCACGCCGCGCUCCAUCUACCUGUGUCGCCAUGGUGAGAGUGACCUCAACAUCAAGGGACGCAUUGGAGGAGACUCCGGCCUGUCUGCCAGGGGCAAGGAGUUUGCCAGAAAUCUGAGGAAAUUCCUCCAGGAGCAGAACAUCAAGGACCUGAAGGUGUGGACCAGUCAGAUGAAGAGAACGAUCCAGACUGCAGAGAGCCUGGAGGUGCCGUACGAACAGUGGAAGUCUCUCAACGAAAUAGAUGCUGGUGUGUGUGAGGAAAUGAUGUACGAGGAGAUUCAAGAGAAUUUCCCUCUGGAGUUUGCAAUGAGAGACCAAGACAAGUACCGCUACCGUUAUCCUAAAGGAGAGUCUUAUGAAGACCUGGUGCAGCGACUGGAGCCUGUGAUCAUGGAGCUUGAGCGGCAGGAGAACGUUCUCGUGGUUUGUCACCAAGCUGUGAUGCGCUGUCUUCUCGCAUAUUUCCUGGACAAGUCUGCCAAGGAGCUGCCUUAUCUCAAGUGCCCUUUGCACACUGUGUUGAAGUUGACCCCGUUGGCAUAUGGCUGCAAAGUGGAGUCUGUGUGUUUAAACGUGGAAGCCGUGAACACCCACAGAGACAGACCAGAGAAUGUGAAUGUGCAGCGCAGCACAGAAGACGCUCUGCAGACGGUCCCUGCUCACUUUUAAUGGCCUGCACUUCCUGCGUCCGCUGUGACCUCGUCCUGACGACGCUGAACACAAUUAUGGGAACGGUGCUUAUCGACUGCUCGCUUGUGGCAGCUUCUUCACUAACUGCAGACCAAGUAUCUUCCUAGACUCCCAACUCUAAAGCACUUUCAGUAAAUACAUUUUUAUACAUCCGUUUGUUGUGAACUGUUCUGUCACUGUAGCUCGAGAAUAUUUUUGAUAUGUUGACCUGCCGUUAUCGUUGCAUUUUUAAUAUUCCCCUCAACUCCCACUGUCUUUUUGUGUCAUGGUCGUACAGUACAUCACAUUGUUGUUCAGUAUGUCGUGCGCUCCAGUGUUUGUGAAGCAAAACACCACAAAGACACAUGAGCAUUUUAAGUUAGUCCUUUUCCUUGUUAUUGUUUUUAUUCAGAGGGCAGUCUUUGUGCUGGGUGAACUUAAUCUGAGCAAGAAAACAUUUAAGAUUAAAAAAAAAAAGCCUUUCCGCAAAGGAUGGAAUUAACAGUGUAACAGAUAUGUCAUUCAGAGCACAGUGCAUUGAGAAAGUAUUUAGACUGAUACACACAGAAUUAUACAUUUCUUUGUGCAUAUGUUUUUAAUUGGAAAAACUCAACUUUGACAUUGAUGUACUUUUUUUAUGGUCCAGUGUGUCAAAGUUAAUACUCCUUCACUUACCCCUCCCUUUCCCAAAAGCAUCUAGUAACUACGGUGGCCCUUGAUGUUCUUCUCACAUUUAAGCAAUAAGCUGCCACUUGAAAAAAGCAUGUUUGGCUGGAGUGAAGCAAGGCCCUUAUUUAUGAUACUUGUUAUGAAACUACAAAAAAGCAGUACUUUUAUCUUAAAGCUCCAGUGUGGAACCUCUAUCACUCGUUGUGGACAUCUUUUCUCCUCAUCCACAGAGAGAAGAGAGACAGAAAAGAAGCCAUUUGCUUCACAACACAAUUUCCUCGUAGUAGUUCGCUUAGUUACGUGUCGUUUAUCUGUAUUUUACCUUGAGCACACUUAGUUUAGUAUUAGUUGAUCACGUCUGUGAGACGCUAAAAUUGUCUGAACCUACAGGAUUAAAAAGAUUUAAAAUCCACCUUUAAAUCUUUUCAUGGCCGUUCAUGCGGAACUUUAGUGUGCAGAUGUAACGGUUGAAAUUGAAACGUUUAACCGAUUAAACACUAAUACAAACAAACCUAUGGGUAGUACAGUACAUUCCAUUCCUGCCAACAAACUCACAAAAUGUGACACAGUGGACCUGUAAGACCUUUUAUCACAUGUGAAAUUAAGUUCUUGGUCACCUCUGUCCCUAUAGCAAUUCUUCCUGCUCAUUUUGAGGGAAGAGUCCAAAAAGUUUUCACUGCGGCAGAAUUUUUGUGUAGCCUUUUUUUCCCCCCACAUCUGUGCCUCGACAUGUCUCUGAGCUCUGCAGGCAGAUCGUUUGACCUCAUGGCUUUGUUCUUACUCAUAUAUAUGUAUACACAACUGUCAGCUGUGAGACUGUGUACAUACAGCUGUGUGCCUUAAACAAACCAUGUCACCACAGGUGGACCAAUAUUGAGCUGUAGACACAUGUCAGAAAUGAUCAUGGGAAAUCAAAGCCACCAGAACCCUAUGCCAAAACAAAGGGUCUGACUGCAUGUGUGUCAGAGCCAUGUUUCCUUUAUUCGUUUAAAGUUUUACUUUGAGGCUGCAGGAGGUGAAGUCAUCUGAACACUUUCCUAAUGCACUGUGGCUCACGCUCUUUUUGAAUUGAUUUUAAAUGUGACACUUUCUGGGUUUCUGUCUUUUACGAGAUACUGUGAAAUGCAAGAAAUCUUAAUUAACAAGGACCUGUGCAGCUGAUGAAGGACACUAUCAUUCAAACAAAGACCUGGAUGGAUUUGCAAUUUGCAAAAAUGAAGGUACUGUGCAAACUGUACAUGCAUAUCUGUGUUACAUUUGCGUGAACUGUAUUAUGUGUUUUAUUAUGGUCUUUGGUCUUUUUUUUUCUGAGACCUCUGUACAAUUUCUGUAAUAUUAUAAAUUUGAUAUUGUAUAUAACUGUACUGAAGAGUUACGUCUAAAUGCCUUGUUUGUUUUCAGUUGUCAAAAUCUCAAUAAACAUGUGAUGUUUGGGGAAGAAACAGA